This is a messenger RNA of Metschnikowia bicuspidata var. bicuspidata NRRL YB-4993, 1628 nucleotides long. RefSeq names its product metal cation transporter. Gene Ontology annotation, cellular component: membrane; Golgi apparatus. Gene Ontology annotation, biological process: intracellular zinc ion homeostasis; zinc ion transport; transmembrane transport. The record is from RefSeq and is a predicted model, not a curated record. The transcript has a single exon. Lineage: Eukaryota; Fungi; Ascomycota; Pichiomycetes; Serinales; Metschnikowiaceae. The annotation marks the transcript as partial. Gene Ontology annotation, molecular function: zinc ion transmembrane transporter activity.
GCCCGCGCGGCCGUGUUGUACUUCUGUCUCUUCGCCAGCCGCUGGAACGCGGCCACGCCGUUGCUGUUGGUGUACGACGUGCACACGGCGGCGCAGGUGCUGGCGGCGCACACGGUGCCCGUGGUGGCGGGCUACGCGGCGCUCGUGGGCUCGUUCUGGCUCGUGAGCAGCGCCGCGGCGCGGGGCGGGGCCGCGGCGCGGGCGCCGCCGGUGGCCGCCGUGUGCGUGCUGGCCGGCGCGUUGCUCGCGGCGCUCGUGGUGGCCGGGAUGGUGGACGUGCCGUUCUUGGCCAUCUCCGUGGCCGCGUCCUCGCUCCUCUUGUUGCUGGCGCUGCACACGCACGUGCCGGCCAAGGCCAGCAUCCUCGUGCUCGCGGGCUUCGCGUACUGCUUGGAAUGCUUCGUGGUGCGCGCGCGCCCGUUUGCGGUGGCGGACGCGGCCGUGUGCGUGGGGCUUCCCUGCUUGACCCGAGUGGACCGCGCGUGGCGGGUGGCGCCCGCCGCCGGUGCUGCUGCUGGUCCUGCCGGGGACUCCUCGGAGAAGCCGCGCGUGUUGGCGGAGAUCUUGGCCCACUCCGACACGCGGGCCAUCUUCAACUUCCUCAUGCUCAACACCGCGUUCAUGUUCGUGCAGCUCGUGUACUCGUUCCGGUCCAAGUCGCUCGGGCUCUUGUCCGACUCGUUGCACAUGGCGCUCGACUGCGCCUCGCUCGCCUUGGGGCUCGUGGCGGGCAUAUGGCUGAAGAACCCGGUCAACGCCAACAGCAAGUACCCCUACGGCCUCAAGAACUUCGAGAACUUGGCCGGCUUCGCCAACGGCACGCUCCUCGUGGGCAUUAGCGGCAGCAUCGUCUUCGAGGCCCUCGGCCGCUUGCUCCACCCGGUGGCGCUCCAGCAGACCACGGAGUUGAUCGUCGUGUCCGUGUUGGGCCUAUUGGUCAACAUCGUGGGGAUCUUUGCCUUCAACCACGGCCACUCCCACUCGCAUGGCGGCCACUCGCACGGCCACUCGCACGGCCACUCACACAGCCACUCACACAGCCACUCGCCCAUCGCUCUCGACACCUCCCCCGGGAACCACGCGGUGUCUCCCGAGACCGCGCAUGCAGAGGACUGCGACGAUCCGGACGAAAUAAACGACAACAUGAGAGGCAUUUUCCUACAUAUCUUGGCAGACACCUUGGGCUCGGUCGGCGUGGUGGUCUCCACGAUCCUCACCAAGAUCUUCCACUGGCAAGGCUUCGACCCCGUGGCCUCCAUCAUCAUCGCCGUGCUCAUAUUCAUGACCGCAAUACCGCUCAUGAAGUCCACUGCGUCCACGCUCUUACUCAGUUUGGACAGUAAGAAAGAAGCCAUUGUUCGGGGCGCCUUGAAUGACCUCACCACCAUAAAAGGAAUAAAGUCCUUCACCACGCCUCGGUUCUGGGUGAAUGACAAGAAAUUGGGCGGCUUUAUUCACAUACAAGUCUACAGAGGCGAAAGCACCGCGCACUUGAAAUUGCAAUGCGAGGGCGUUUUCAAGAACCACGGCAUCGAUGCCCUCAUCCAGAUGGAGAACGACUACGAUUCCUGCUGGUGCCGUUUGUAGUCUCGCGCGAUAUGGUGCGCGCACGCCUCAUCAGGCCGCGU